AUGUUCAGCCUGGACGCGCCGCUGGCGCCGGCCAUCGACGCGUUCGUCGACCCGGAGAACGACGACGCCGCGCAGAAGACGGGGCUCAACACCGUCGUCAUGCAGGUGCACCGCAGCGUGAGCAUGGAGACGCUCAUCCAGGCGCUGGGCGCGUACCUCACCAGCGGCGACGACAAGGUGCGCUCGCGCGCGACGCUGCUGCUGGCCGAGGUGCUCACGCGCCUGCCGGAGCUGCAGCUGGCGCCCAGCGCCGUGCAGCUGCUCAUGACCUUCUUCGCCGACCGCCUGGCCGACUUCCCCAGCGCCUCGGCGUGUCUGCGCGCGCUGCUGGCGCUUGAGACGCACCACGCCGCGCAGGUCUCGUCGCCGCGCACCACCGUGGCGCUCGUGCUCAAGCUCGGCAGCACGCUGCACAUCCCGCAGCUGGGCCAGGCCAUGCGCAAGAUGUGCUUCGACCUCAUGCAGCUCGCGCUGGCGCAGUCCUCGGUCGUGGAGCUGCUGCUGGACUCGGUGCCCGCCAGCAAAGACGCCCAGGACGCCAGCGUGGACGACGCCGAGCAGAGCGAGGACCUCGGCCGCCAGUUUGCGCAGACCUUCCUGAGCGCCAUGGAGGGCGAGAAGGACCCGCGCAACCUGCUGCUCUGCAUGCAGGUGGCACGCACGCUGCUGGCCAAGCUCGAGCCCGUGUUCUCGCGCAGCGACGCGCUGCUGCAGCAGUACUUCGACGUCGUGUCCUGCUACUUCCCCAUCAUCUUCACGCCGCCGCCCAACGACCCGUACGGAAUCACGUCGGAAGGACUGAUCCUGUCGCUGCGCCACGCAUUCGCGGCGUCGGACCUGCUGGCCCCUCUCGUGCUGCCGUUCUUGCUCAAGAAGCUCGCGUCGACGGUGGUGGAAGCCAAGCUGGACGCGCUGCAGACGCUGGUCUUUUGCGGCGAGCGCUACUCUGUGAACGCGCUCCUGCUGCAGAUGCACGCCGUAGCCACUGCGUUGUAUGACGAGGUGCUUGACGGCGAGAAGCAGGAGGUGAUCACCGAAGCUCGCCAAGCCAUCUCGCGGUUCUCUGGAGUUGUUGCGCGUGCCAAGGCUCAGGACACGCCCGGUGCAGCGUAUGCCUGGAGCAAGUUCGUGGUGGAGCUCACCGCCCGCGCUGCGAGUGAGCUGCGUGAAAAUGCCGCCGACUCGAUGGUGAGCGUGUCGGCGGGUCAGGUGUUGGCGGCUCUGGGACACGAUUCUUCGAUGAGUCUCGCGCAUGUGCUCAAGAUUGCGGUGCCUCUGCUGGUCGAGCAGCUUGAGAAUGAAAGUUCGGGGAGUGAAAGCGUGCCGUCGAAGUGUGAAGCUGCGCUUGCGCGUAUUUUGCUGCUUGUGGACACGAUUGACCGAGAAAUCGACCAGUCUGGCCAAGCACAACCGAUGCGUCCGCACGCCCCAGCGCUUAUUGACGCCCUGGUGAAUUUCCUCAGCGCUGACCACGAUAACCAAGCCAACCCCAGCAGCAGCCCUACUGCACGCUGUGUGGCAGUGCAGGCGCUGUGCCAUCUUCUUACCUUCCCGCCGUCGCCCAUUGUGGCACCCGCACAAGUCAAGGCCCUUAUCAAUUUGUUCACCCGCCUGCUUCUUCUUGACCCUGCAGCCGAGGUGCGCUCCGCUUGUCUCCAAAGCCUGAAGGAGAUUUCGACUGUGUCUACGUCUUCAGUGUCUGCGAUCAGUGGUGGGGAGGGUCCUGCUACUGGUGGCUACGCCGUCUUCGUGGUGGAGAUUUCGCUGGCGCGUCUCAUGGCUGCGGUGAAUGAAGGCAGCGAUCACGAAGAUGACGAUGAGGACGAAGGUACUGGUGUGGCUGCCGUUCUGGCUGCCUCGAACCGCAGUUUUGACGCGUUCUUCGAGGAAGCUUUGCUGGCGAUCACGGAGCUCUGCCGCGAGUCGUCUAUUUUCCAGGCGACAAUUUUCCUCCUGAUCGAUCUCUGUGUGGAGAAGGGCGAUAGCGAGCAGGGCGCUAUCGGUUUCUGUGAAGCAGACGGUGAUGUUACCCGUCAGCGCCACGUCGACUGCCUUCUCGAUGCAGUGGCGAAGAUCGUUGAGAUCAACGCUGGCGACCGUACCAGCAUGGAGUUCUGCGUGCAGGAGUCUUCGUCUGCUUCGAUUGUCUUCCGUCUGCUCACAGCGGUCGAGACGUCGGCAGCUCGUGCAAGUGCUUCUGCAAAUGCCGAUCAACAUGGUCUCGUGGACGAUGCUAAGUUGGCUGCUUGCGUCCGGAUCUUCCGCGCCGUGAUGCAAAACGUGUCUCCUGCUACUCAACAGCGGUUGGUGGAUGCCGUGGUGCCUGCGUUCUUGCGUACGAAUCCGUCCGAGCCAGCGAGCUUGCAGCUUGUGCCGCUUUUUGCUGCAGUUAUCAACUCUGCUGCUCGUGAUGUGACGCUGCCCGAAACAUCGCUGGUGAUUAACAGACUGCUCGAGCUUGCUCAGUCCGGGGCAACUACGGUGCCUGAGGCUUCACCCCGUCAGCUCCAGGCUGUGUACGCUGAAGCUGCGCUCUCCGCGGCCAAGUCACUGGCGUCCAUCGUGAACAAGAUGCCGGAUGGAGCCGAGUUCGAUGCUCUCAUUGACUUGCUUCUUACUCAAAAGCUGGCGGUUGUGAUCAGUAACUCCGCAGAGGCGUUUGCUGUGCGCGUGGCAGCGCUGCAAAUCUACGCUUGGAUUGCGAAGGCGUUGGUCAUUCGAGGCCACAAGGACCACACACCAGUGUGCCUGCGCUUCCUCUGCAAUUUCCUGACGCCAGGAAGCCAAACUGCUGACGGCGAUGUCAGCAUGGACCAAGAAGGUGACGACGAGCAAGCGUCUGCGCUGCGUAUGGAAGUUGCCAAGAGCUUCAAGCUACUCGUCUCGGAAUACCCGGACGUGCUGAACCGCAAGUGUGGCGCGUUCAUUACGUUCCUGUACCGCCAGCGCAUGUUUGACAUGGUGUUCCCGGUGCUGCUAGAGUUUAUCCGUGCGCACAUUGGCGAGGAGAAGAGUGUGGCAGCUCUUGUAGCAUUUGCUCAAGUGAUCGCACACUCGCCAAAGGCGGUCUAUCUGCCUCACUUGGCCCAAAUCUUCCCCCUCAUGGUGCAGGCUCUCAACACGGACGACCGUGAGCUAGGUAGCGCAGCCAUCCAGACUUUCAAGCCGCUGCUCCUCGAAUCUGUGGAGAGCGCCAAGCCGUUCCUCAAGGACGUGUUCCCGGGUCUCCUCAAGCAAGCGCAGUUCGGGCCUGGCGCGAAGGACCGGCAUGCUGCGCUUGAGUGCCUGGCCAAGCUGGCUACGAUCCCGUACGAACUUGUGCACCCGUACAAAGAUAUCGUGCUGCGGAAACUCUUGCUGGUGCUUGACGAUCGCAAGCGCCUGGUACGUCACAUGGCCGUUCGGGUGCGCAACCAAUGGAGCAUCUUGUAG
Messenger RNA from Phytophthora sojae, 3432 nucleotides. RefSeq lists its product as hypothetical. Gene Ontology annotation, biological process: iron-sulfur cluster assembly. The coding region runs from base 1 to 3432 and encodes 1143 amino acids. Lineage: Eukaryota; Oomycota; Peronosporomycetes; Peronosporales; Peronosporaceae. The transcript is spliced from 3 exons. Gene Ontology annotation, cellular component: cytosolic [4Fe-4S] assembly targeting complex. The record is from RefSeq and is a predicted model, not a curated record.